Molecule: messenger RNA, 8324 nt
Organism: Passer domesticus (house sparrow)
Lineage: Eukaryota; Metazoa; Chordata; Aves; Passeriformes; Passeridae
Gene: FOXL3
Product: forkhead box L3
Exons: 4
Coding region: 351-1109 (252 amino acids)
Biological process (GO): cell differentiation; anatomical structure morphogenesis; regulation of transcription by RNA polymerase II
Molecular function (GO): DNA-binding transcription factor activity, RNA polymerase II-specific; RNA polymerase II cis-regulatory region sequence-specific DNA binding
Source: RefSeq, a predicted model, not a curated record
CUCAAAGUUUAAUUUCCAAGUGGAGACCUUGAAGCAUGAUUUAUUAACAUCAUGCUGCUUGCCUUUGUCACGUUGUGGAUGUGGCGGGGAAGCGCUGGCCCCUCUCCAGCCUGGACCACCCAGCGAGCUGAGCGCGGCUACCGGCACCGCGCACCCCGCUCCAGAGGCUCACCCCAAUUCCCGGCUCCGCCAGCCCCCCCAGCCACCCCACUGCUGGGGACAGCUGCAGGGACAGCAAUAACACACCCCCCAAAAAAUAAUAUCCGAACAGACGGGCUGCCUGGGACGCGAGAAUUGCAAAAACAAUCCCCACCCCAUCACGGAGAGUGAGCUGAGCAAGGAGCAGGACGAUGUUUGACAACACGCAGUACCCCUAUAACUGCUUCAAUUAUGAUGGGGAUGAUUAUCCUACCUGUAGCUCUGACGAAGAGAAAAAAUUCACCAGACCAGCGUACAGCUACAUUGCCUUAAUUGCAAUGGCCAUCCAGCAAAGCCCUUCAAAUAAAGUCACCCUCUCUGGCAUUUAUGACUUUAUAAUGAAGAAAUUUCCUUACUACAGAUCAAAUCAAAGAGCCUGGCAGAACUCCAUCCGACAUAACUUAUCGCUUAACAGUUGUUUUGUGAAGGUUCCCAGAACAGAAGGGAAUGAGAAGGGGAAAGGAAACUAUUGGAGCUUUGCAGCAGGAUGCGAAUCCAUGCUGGAUCUCUUUGAAAAUGGGAAUUACAGGAGAAGACGGAGGAGGAGGAAUGUGAAAAGGGAGCACAAGGAGCAGCGACCCAGCAGAGUGAAGAGUCCUUCAUCCCCCAAUACCUCUUCUGUGGACUCUGCUUUGAACAACAUUUCCUCUUCUGAAAGUAAACAUGAGAGAAUUGAACCGGGCCCAAAACUUCUGGAGCCUUGUGGGUUUGCUCCAAACAGCGUGACCAACAGGCAGAGCCUAAGCAAUUCCUCCUUGGCAAAAUCGGAUUCUGAAAUCAAAUUCAGCAUCGAUUACAUCCUCUCAGCCCCCGACCCUUUGCCUGUCCUGAGAUCUCAGUAUAACAUGCAAGAAAAUAAAUAUCACCUACUGGAGGCCCCGCAUAUUAAUCUCCAGUUCUGGACAAUGUGAUGCUAUUUAUUCGUGGUAACAAAGUCUGAGUCACAGUGUGUUCAGCAGCCUCAUGUCACUGAAAAUCAGCUGCCUGCCUCCUCAUUUUCCUCCCAAGCAGUGCUCAGAAAGGGUUACAGACUCACCAGCUGAUGCCCUGUCUGUACCCAAGGAACUUUGCUAAGGUUAAAGCAUAAAUAUCUGUUACCAAUAUCGGUUUUCACCAUGCUGAAACUUAUGAAAUUCUAGCUUUUUUUUCUAAACUGUCCUGGACAUCAUUUAGCACCACAAAGAAUUUCCUUUCUCAAGCAGAAUCCGACAGAGAAGAGACUUGCUUAUCAUCCACUGCUUUAUUAAAGACAAAGUGAAUUUGAUCCCACUUUCAGUGGUGGAAAUUAGGAUUAACUCCACUGGAGUAUAUAGGUCAGAACUUAAGCUGAUCUAAAACAGUGUAAUUCUGUCGACUUACACUGGCUGGGAAUGUAGGGGGGUGAGGGGGUGGAAAUUUGUUUCUUAAAAGGAAUUAGAGAAAAUCGCCCUGUCUUUCCUGAUUUUUUUCUUUUAACAUCUUAUUUCAAACUAUUUUGCAGUUUUAAUUCAUUGUUCAUUAGGAAACACAGUUGUUGAUAAGUAUUUCAAGUAUAUUUUUGUUUAUAUUUGGGGCAGAAUUGUUUAAAUUGUUGAAGUGAAGUUGUAUUCAAAAUAAUUCCAAGAGACUUAAUUGCAAGGAUGCUGAACUCUGGUGCUUUGAUAGGUAAUGUGACAGUCAAGGAGUCUCUUAAUGUCUUGGUUAAAAAAAACCCAACACUUCUUCUCUUGUACUAUCAGAAAUCUUCCUGAGAUGCUGCAAAAAAGUCCUUAACCAUAUUUCACUUAGCAAGUGUGAAGGGAAACCUGGCACUGCAAAAAGCUCUGUCGAGUGUUGAGCAAAGCUAAAAUUCCACCUACCUGCUCUGAGACAAGUUGUAUAUUCCCAUUAAACAGAUUUUUAUUGAUCCUUCUUGCAAGCAAUUACCAAAGUGGUGCUUGAUAUGAUUUCAGCUAAACUGGUGAGAUUUAUAAUUUCCAGAUAUCAAUGUUAGCUCGUGAGCUCCAUUUCUGAGAAAGCCACUUCAUUAUCAUUUACAUGCAGUGGGGUAUUUUGGAACAGAACCUGAUGGACAAUGAUGAACUGUAAUAAGCUUUUAAGAAGUUGCUUUUAUACAACUUGUUCACAAUGAAUUGCUUCCGAGAACAUAAACAGCGUUAGCAAAGUCUCCACAAUAUUCCGGCUUUCACUUGGCUAUUACAGUCUUCACCUACUGCAGAUAAAAGGAAAAAAAGACAAGAAUUCUGAUAGUUUUAAGCAAUUAAAUACAGAGAUAAAAUUAUCUUUGCAACAGGAACUAAAGGUAAAUGAAGGUAUAUGAGAUAAGAUUCAGCAUAGAGGUAUGCUCAGGCACGACUUGAAUUUUUAUGCAGAAGCUUUGACAUUUCACUAAGUUAUUUUACAUUGUGUCUAAUAUAUACUGUACAUUUAUACUAUAUAUUCUUAUAUAUUGUUAUUGAGAAAGGGAGCAAUAUCACUGCACUUAUACGUUGUAAAAAUGCAUGAUGUAUGUUGUCAUGAUGCUGAAACUCCUGCCAUAUACUUAAAAUUCACCAUCAGUGGUAUUUCACACUGAUUGGAAAUAAAUGCCCAUUUUUUGGAAAACUAUAAAACUUAUUCUCUUCAAGCAUUUCUACAGCAUGCAAAAGUCUUUGCUUCUUCUUCAGAAAAGAGAAAAUGGAAAAUCAUGUCAAUUACAUCACUGCAUGUCUUCCAAACUUUGAAGGGAUGAUUUCUUAAGAACAAAUUCUGCCUUCAAAUGGGAGCUUUCAAUUCUCUGUGAAUCAACAGUUAUUCUGGGGGAAAAUCUGAAAGCAAAAUUUGACUCUUUAGAGUUUACAUUGAUAUUAGAAAAAGUAGAAAAUCUCGGGGUGGUGGGGGGACUGCACAGAUGGAUUCUCAUUUGAAGAGGGAUGAGAAUUUGCUCUUUUAUUGUUUAUGCUCAGUAGUAAAUAUGUGUGGGAAGAGCAUGUCCUCACUUAGUGCUUCAGUGUUUGCAUGCAUUCCUUGUGGGUGGGUACUUGUGCACCUCUGGGACCCUGCCUACAGAUAAAUAUUCCUCUUUUACACACAGAUCUUUUUCCUCAUUGUUUUAAACAUGGCAAUGCUGCUGGUGGGCUGAUAGUUAUGGUACACACCUGCAGUAUAUUUGAAAUACAUAUUUCCUGCUGUGAAACAUGCAAAUAUGAUUGUUACUAUCUGUUCUUGGUUCGUGCUGUUAACAAGAGAUAAUUCAGUGACAGCAAAAGUUCCUCCCCAGCAACACCUGGGUCAGGUGAACAUUGUGGGCUGCUGAGACCAGUGGAGAAGCAGUUUAUGGCUACUAAUCAAUGUAGAAUUAAUGCAUUAGGAAAGGCAGAAAUACACCCAAGUGGAUUUACAGCAGAGAUCCAAAGCCAUUUUCUGUAAGAUGAAUUAAUAUUCACAAAUAGCCAUGUCCUUUGCUCACAGAAAAGUGCCUGCUAGGAGAGACUGCCAUAAUUUAGUUUCCCUAACAUAUAAUCAAAGAAAUUUGUGUACAAAGAGGUGUUAACAUUUGUUUUGCAAAGGAUAUCAAUCAUAUUUCGAAAAAUGAAGGGACAUAUUUCAAUUUACCCAGUAUAUUAUAUUCUGACGACUCCAGAAAGGUUUCCAGCAGUUAAAGUGAAUGGCAUUUAAUAUAGAACAACAUAACAGGGGUGAGGGCUAGACGUGACCUUAUUCAAAUGUCGUAGCCAUUACAAAGCCAUUCCCAAUGUAAUUAUAAUUAAAUACUUUAUGCCUUUCUUGCAAAUCCUCUGAUCGAUCAUUGAUAUUAACAUUAAUAUUGUAUUACCCCCGAGCAAAUAUCUCCCACACAAGUGUUAUGGAUCACCAGGUUUCCAUUAACAAAGUUGUGAGCUAUUGCCGUGUGCUGGCCGUGGAUAAAUUUACGUAAAUUACUUUUUCUCAGGGAAGAAGGGAAAAAGUCCAGGUCUCUUUCUUCUCUGAAUGCAGAGCUAUUUCUACAGCUCCAUCACAGCCUGCCAGCCACUUGCAUAAAGAAAAAAAAAAAGAAAAUCUCACAGGAACAUCCCUCUUUGCCCUGUGUGAAGCAGGUGAAUAUUCUCCCGUUUGGCACUGGGGUUCAAAGCUGAGCUGAACCAGGGAUGAGCAGUGCAGGGCAAGGCUCUGCACCCUCCAGGACCAUCAGCAGGCUGGGCAGGCUGGGAGAAGCUGUUGGCUCAAUUCCUCAUCUCAUGGCACCUUCCUGACUGCAGAGAGAGACCCAGAAGGAGCCGUGGGUUUCCUUAGCCCAGCAGAGGUGCCUCGGUGGGGCUGACCCUGUCCCGAGGCUGAGCUCAGGCAGGAGGAGGGAGUGGGACAGCAGCUCCUGCCUGCUGGGCUGGGGGCACGGUCAGGGGGAACAAUCCUUUAGAGCUCUCCCUUCAGCAUCAUAAAUACCUCUGCAAAGGAAAGAUGAAAGGUUUCUUUCUGGGGAGAGGCAAGGCUUGGCCCCACUGAGGGACCCUGGAGGGGGGUUGUUUGUUUAUCCUUCUAAAGGAAGGCUUCCCAUGACAAAACAAAGAUUUUGAUGGAGCCAUGCCAGGUUAUUAUGCAGCAAUUUCACUUCUCCUGAUUUAAUUUCUUUGGCUUUUGCCAUUGGUGUCACAGAAGUGGGUUUUGCACGGCAAAAUGAACAUCAGACUCAGAAUGAAGUUCAAAGUACUUGGGCAAGGAUGCAAGGAUGCAUCUUUUCUUCCCCAGUGAAGAGAGGCCAGACAGCACCCAAGGCAGGCCAGCAACUGACCUCACUUACUGGGACCUCUCCCUCAGCAGAACCCCCUCCACAUGAUGGGAGCAUUAAUGCAGACUAGGAUAGCUGAAAACAAACCUUUUCUUUGUCAGUAAAGCCAAGUUCCCCUAUUUUUCUGCCAAUCAGAAAGAUCUUAUUAGUCUCUCUUAGCUGAGACCUAUUAACUCCUCAUAGAAAGAGAAGCUGUGCUCAAAGAGCAUUUGAAGGUCAACCCACCCUGGUGAUCUGGCUCUCCCCAUGCCUUUGCUUUGUUGUGCUCCAUGCCAUGGUCUGAAUUGCCACUGUGUUCCUCAGCCACUCAGCAGGUUGGUUUCUCCCUCAUAACCAAAUCCUGAUUUCUGCACUGUUUUCUGGUCACAGAGGUUUCUGUUUUGGCUACCACUUACCUACCCAGGUCCAAAUCUUGUGAGUCUUUCCCACUCUCUAGCAACAGAGAGGACACAGGGAGAGGGGAAGGGGUUUGGGAGGAAGAGCCUCAGGAAAACUUUGCUACACAUCUUCCAGAAGUACAGAGCUGAUAUCUCAGGGGCUCUUGGGGUUGUGUGCCAAGUCUCUGCUGUGAAUUGAGGGCAGCCAUACCCCAAGUCCAGCUGCACUCAAGCUCGGGGAAAAAGAGGGAACCUCCACCACACACCCCUGAGCACACAGGGACCUGAACUUCAGCUCUGGCUGUGUAACACCAAUCCCUGCCUGUGAUCAGCCCUUCAGAUCCCAAAGUCAAGACAUGGAAAUCCUGUGCUGCUCAUUCCAGCUGGCCUCUCCCCUCUCUGUUUCUUCUGGGCCAUGUUCUCCUCCCUUCUGUGAGGAUGUAAAUCCCUGCAAAUCUGUUAACUUUGGUGUGAUUACCUCUGGAACUGAAACAGUGUCUGUGAAUCCAACCUUUGCAUGUUAUACCAAACAUCUCCCAUCUCACAGUCUGCAAAACUGUACCAGCACCUCCUCUCCUAGACAGAAUUCUCAGAGCAACAAAUGGUCCUAACCUCUUUAUUUUGCCUUAGCAUGAGCUUCUAAUUGCUUUCACCAGAACGUGGGUACCAUCUGCACUGCUCUGCACAAAGAACCUUGUCUCUGUCUCUGCUGCACUGGGAAUGUCUUUCUUUUUGCACUUAGGGUCAUUAAAUUAAAGAACAGGGUAGGUCCAAGUCCUAUGGAACUUCCACUGGAGUCUUUUGUACCCGGAGAGCAAACAUAAAAUAACAAAGUAAGUUGUGCUCCCUCCCACCCUUGCUACAGUGGUUGGAGGCAAAUCCAACUGUGAGAAUUUUGCCUGAGAAAGAACUGCCGGAUUUCUCCCACUGUGAAAUCCAGCUGUUAAUUCAAACAGAAGGGAUGGACCUGACCAGAUAGGCCAGCUAGCUUGUUUCCAUCCUAAAGUCCAUUGUGUUCCACAAGUUCCUAAAUUUAUGGUCAUGAAGGUCUUCCAAGCCCUGUAAUGAAGUAUGGCAUGCAAUGUUUUUGUUAUGGAAUGUGGGCUGCAAAGGAAAAAAGAAGGUUUGAAUUUAUCUCUCAAAUGAAGAUCCUGGAAUCUCUCAGGAUAAACAAGCUAAAUUAGGAAUAAAAAUACACCAUGUUUCUCACCAUAACUAUGGAACUGAAAACAGCCCUUGCAGAGCACUGACAGAAGAAGAAAACUAGAAGAUGCAGUAAGCCCAAACCAGACUUCUUUUUGUCAUGUUUCUGUGUGUUCACUGCCCUUUGUAGCAGCAAAUGAACCCUGCUAUGCCAGCAACAGGAGCCCCCUUUCAUCUUUUGGGAGUGGUUCUUCUGACAGAGUAUUUCAGCAAAAAACUUUGCACUGCAAAGCUGAGCUGCUGGUCUCCACCAUCAGCAUUUGCAUUGGGCACACACCACCUUGUCUUGCUCUGAGCAGGCUGAAAAUAAGGUACAGAAAUGCUCUUUGACUUGUCAGCCUGCAUGGUGCAGCCCAGUGCAGCUCUCUCAGAGCUCCAGCUCCACAGACUGAAAAAAAGAGCUGCUCCCUCUUAGGUCUUUAUUUGAGACAUGAUAAAGAAUUAAUGGGCUUGAAAGUUUGUUCAGUUUCCAUGCUGAUAUCAGUGGUUCUAAAUAAAAAACCAACCAAAACCAAACGAGGCUUCCUGAAAUUUGCACAGUAAAGAACUCUGCUCUGUCCCACAGCCAUUAAACCUUUUUGUCAGCCCUGCACUGGCCCCAACAGCCCCACUCCGGAUCCAACUGCCCCCCAAAGCUGCACUUUCCACAGCUGCUGAUGGUGAAACACUGUCAUGUUCUCCUCGUGCAGGGAAAAACAUUAGGGUAGAACCAACUUCCCUCUUGGGCCCAUAGACUCUGCUGACCAUUAGCCAUCUGUCUCAAGCAAGAUCUGCUCUAGCUGAAAAUGCUUUUGGAGGAUUCAUAACACAGAUAUUUAACCCUAUGACAAAACUGCUCCCCAUCUUCCCCUCUUUGCUGGAGGCAUUGUGCUCUGCUGGUACUGGCUGCAUCCACAUCCUCUGCUGCCAUCCCCCCCUUCCAGCACAGCCUCUCUGAGACUGCAGAAAAGAAGCAGCACUUCCCAUAAAAGUGGAUGUGGAAAAUAACAGGUGCAAUGAGCUGUGUUUCAUGAUUAAUCUGUCUCAAGCCUUUCCGAGGCUGAGAGCUGUAUGAGCAAUUAUCAAACCCUGGGAGGCACUUCAGCACUAAUCAGCCCAUAACAUUUUUCUGCAUUGGAGCAUCUGGGACUGGCUACAUGGCUUGAAUCCUGACUCUCAUGAAAUGAAUGAGAGUUUUGCCACUGGGUUCAAGGGAUCAAAACUUCAUCUUCUAUUACCAGGGCCAGAGAUUAAUCAGAUUAAAGGCCAUGUGGACUGCAGAGAAAAUUAAAUACCUUCUAGCAGUUACUUGGUGUCUUCUCAAGACAAAAUAGCAGCUUGCUUCCACAGGUUUCUUUGGAUCUCUCUUUCAGACAGACAAAAUUCUUCAUGAACUCAAUGGGAAAUGUAUCCAAACAGGGAAUAAGUUCCCCUAAGCCCAAGGGCUGAACACAGCAGAACCAGAUGUUGGCAUCUGGGGUGAGAUUCCUGGUGCAAAGAUGUUUGUAUGCUCUUUGAGAGCAUCUCUGUUCUGGGGCUGGUGUACACACUCAAGUAAACAAGUCACACUAGCUAAUAUCCAGACUCAGGAUCUCAAAUUUUCUUUCAACAGGAAACUGUCCCAAGAUCUGCUUCAGUUUGGCAAAGGCAUGUCACUGUAUUACUUUCCAUUUUGUUUUGCUGUUGUUGAAAUUACAAGAAAAUAAAUAUUUUGGAGAUGAUACAUUGUGUAUCCCUAAUAAAUACCAAGGGCAUUUAAUAUAAACUAUGGACACAUGGUUUGCUUUGUUGUUCUAAGUAACUAUUUCCUUUUAGCCAAAUGA